Molecule: messenger RNA, 2075 nt
Organism: Rana temporaria (common frog)
Lineage: Eukaryota; Metazoa; Chordata; Amphibia; Anura; Ranidae
Product: solute carrier family 22 member 7-like
Exons: 10
Coding region: 101-1849 (582 amino acids)
Biological process (GO): transmembrane transport
Cellular component (GO): membrane
Molecular function (GO): transmembrane transporter activity
Source: RefSeq, a predicted model, not a curated record
UUGGGAUGAUCUGCUUCUCAUUGUCACUCCCCAACUUCUUUCAUACGUUUCCAUAAACUUUUCUUGGUGGCAUUCUGGCUUCUCCUCCGGAAUCUGCAGGAUGAGGUUUGAAGAUGUCCUCGCAGAAGUUGGUGUUUUUGGAAAAUUCCAGUUAGUGUCUCUCCUGAUCCUCUGCCUCCCCCGUGUCAUUCUUCCUCUCCAUUUCCUAUUACAUAUCUUCAUCUCAGCUGUGCCACCCCACCACUGUACCAUCCCUACCCAGAGGAACCCUGAGAACCUGAGCCAAGAGGACCUACUCGUCAUCACCAUUCCCCAGGCCCAAGAUGGGACCUUCAGCUCCUGUAAGAUGUAUUCCCAUCCACAGUCUCACAUGAUCCUCAACAGAUCCCAGGAGACCAUCAAUGGAUCUGGUGUGCAGAGCUGUGACCAGGGCUGGGAGUAUGACCUGUCCACCUUCUCCUCCACCACCGUCACUCAGUGGGAUCUGGUGUGUGACAGAAAAUGGUUAAAUCAAGCAGCCGCCACAUUCUUCUUCAUCGGUCUGACCAUUGGAUCCCUCCUCUGUGGAUUCCUGUCUGACAGGUUUGGACGUAAGAAGAUCCUGCUAUUGUCAUUUAUAGUGAGCACCAUAUUCGGGGCUAUGUCAGCAUUUUCUGUGUCCUACAUCAUGUUUUCAGUGUGCAGACUGCUGAGUGGAGUUGGGCUGAUGGGAAUGACCCUCAUCUCUAUAACCCUAGUGUUGGAGUGGACGGAUGUGGCUCAUCGCACAUUCUGUGGCACCGUUAGUAGUCUGUCGUGGACGGUGGGUUACAUGCUCCUGGCGCUGCUGGCCUAUCUGAUAAGAGACUGGCGAUGGCUGCUACUGACCACCACUGCCCCCUGCCUGAUUGGCAUCGCCACCUGGUGGUGGGUCCCAGAAUCUGCACGUUGGCUUCUGACCAAACAAGAUGCCAUUGGAGCUCACAAAUACUUGUCCCAAUGUGCAGAGAUGAACGGAAGACCAAACUUCAGGAAAAACAUCUCUCCAGAGGUCCUUCAAAAGACGGUGACGGUGGAGAGUCGGAAAUACACGUUCUGGGAUCUGGUGAGGACGCAGCAGUUGCGGAAGAACACGCUGUGUCUGGGGAUCAUGUGGUUCGGUGUGGCGUUCAGCUAUUACGGGAUCAGUUUCCAUGUCACUGGAUUCGGACGGAGUCCGUUCCUCACACAUUUCAUAUUCGGGGUGAUCGAGCUCCCGGCCAAGCUCGGCGUUUACCUGCUGCUGGAUCGGAUUGGACGUAAGAUGUGCCAAGGAGGAUCGCUGAUCAUCACCAGUGCCUGUAUCGCCCUCACCUGCCUCAUCCCCAUAGGUGAUUGGCGCACCCUGGUGGCCAUCCUGGGGAAAGGCUUCUCAGAAGCUUCAUUUACCACCGCGUUCCUCUUCACCGCCGAGCUCUACCCAACCGUCAUCAGGCAGACCGGCCUCGGGUUCUGCUCCUUCAUGACCCGCCUGGGAAGCUCUGUGGCCCCUCUGGUUAUCCUCCUGGAGGAUAUUUGGCUCUUCCUUCCACCCGUGGUGUUCAGCAGUAUGUCCCUGGUGUCUGGCAUAGCGGCUUUCCUCCUAACAGAGACGUGCCACCUCCAGCUGCCGGAGACCAUCCAGGACGUGGAGCUGGACAGAUUCGGGGAUCCCACCAUCCAUCUCAAUGGCUUGCAGGCGCACAAAGAGGUGGUACUGGAGAAUGGGGAAAGUGCCCAUGCUAGAGGUCCACAUGUACCGGACAAUGAGGACCCGUCACCUCCCACCAGCAAUACCUUCGCUGAUCUCUCUUCAUCCAUUCAGGGUGAUGAGUCAGCACUGCGGACAUGAGUGAAAAAAUCUUAGUUUAAUCUCAUGGUUAUCGUGCUCAACACUAUAAAGAUGACAUUGGUCUUUAAUAGUCUUUUGAAGACUCUAUUAAUCUCAUUCGUUUUUCCUAAUGCAUACCGUCAAUUCUGCCACCUACACCGGGGAAUGGUGGUGUUCAGUGGCGGCUGGUGCUCAAAAUUUUUGGGGGGGCGCAAACGAAAAAAAAAUAAAUAAAAAAAUUGCAGCC